Molecule: messenger RNA, 975 nt
Organism: Aureobasidium uvarum
Lineage: Eukaryota; Fungi; Ascomycota; Dothideomycetes; Dothideales; Saccotheciaceae
Source: the annotation of a GenBank genome assembly
AUGUCUGCCGUCAUGCCCGAGUCGAUGGCUCUGCUCCUCGAGAAGUAUUCGCCUGAACAGAUUGCAGAGGUCGUCGAUGCCGUGAUGAAGAUGCGCCCUGCUACCUCUCAGAGAGCUGCCGUUGCUUCGACUACCACUACUCCUGUCUCCGCCGUCACCGAGCGCAAGAAGCGCACAAAGAAGUCGGCUACCUCAAAAGUUGCGCACUCAUCUUCCGUCAGCAUCGCACCUACUCGUCCUCUCAACUCCUGGAUGGCCUUCAGAAGUAAGUUGGGUCGUCGAAAAGAAGUGCGCACGAAUCAUUCUGACCAGUCCAUCAGGUNNUACCAUUCUCCUAUCUUCAAGUCGUUCCAGCAGAAGGACAUCUCUGGCUUUNUGACUCGCAUGUGGCAGAACGACCCCUUCAAAGCCAAGUGGAGCAUCCUCGCUAAGGCCUACUCAAUCAUCCGCGAGAGCAACACCAAGGAUGCUGCGCCUCUCGACAAGUUCCUGGCGCUCACCUGCCCUUUGAUCGGCGUCAUUCCCAGAGACGACUACCUCGGCGUUAUGGGCUGGAGCAUCGUUGACACCGCUGGAGUCAAGAAUUUGGAGCGCAUGUACACUCCUGACAUCUCUUCGUUCCCCGAGAACAUUCUGACUACCAACCUGUCCUCCGAGGAGAUUGUCGCUCACUGCCAGCGUGUCAGCUACGUUGAUCACAAUGACAACGACGUCGCUCGCAACCAGGGCUCGACUGCUGCACUCGCUUUUGCUGCUCAGCCCAUGUUCGAGUCGGCUCCUGAGGAAGUUGUCGCUCGCAGCCAUCACGCCAGUCACGUCCAGCAGAACAACAACAUGGCUCGCAACUCGAGCUCGGCUACCACCUUCGCCAGCAUGGCUGUUCAACCCAUGCCCAACGACACAUCAUCAUCUCCUCCUUUCGCCUUCUCCGACGCUGAGUCGCCUUACCAGNCAGAACAAGCAGGACGACCAUGA